CAGAAGGAACCAAAACGCACAAAUAAAGAUAUAUCGAAGCAAUCCAAGUGAAGAUAAUGUGUCACAUAAACCCUAAUCGAAUCAGAGAAGACGCAUAACUCACCUUCCAGCAGCAGCGAGAUGAAGAACGUAGAGACGGGCUCUGAAGUUACAGCAAUGGCAGCAUUCAGGAGGGAGACGAAGAUGGGUCUUCACGGCUUCUACGCUCUUUGGGAGCUUCUUGUUGCCUCGCCUUCUUGCCGAAUAGGCCAAAAGAGUCUUCCUAAAUUUGGAAGUGCUACUUCCGUCAUAUAUUCGCCAAUUUGGAGGACGAAAGUGGCAGCUUGUGCAAAGCAUUUCGUGGGGGACGGUGGGACGAUGCAUGGAAAAGACGAAAGUAACACGGUGAUAGACUGGGAAGAGUUGCUGAGGAUUCAUAUGCCGGCGUACUACCCUUCCAUCCUCAUGGGGGUCUCCACCGUCAUGGUUUCCUACUCUAGCUUGAAUGGCGAGAAGAUGCACGCGAAUCCCGUUCUUGUCACCAACUUCCUUAAGGGAACUCUCAACUUCAAGAUUAUGAUCCCCAACAACCACACCGAGUUCAUAGACACCCUAACCUACUUGGUGAAGAACGGAUUCAUCCCCAUGGACCGGAUCGACGACGCCGUGACAAGGAUCUUGAGAGUCAAACUUGCGAUGGGCCUGUUCGAGGAUCCAUGGGCCGAUCUAAGCCUCGCCGACCAACUCGGAAGCAAGGCCCACAGAGAUAUGGCAAGGGAGGCAGUGAGGAAAUCACUGGUGCUGCUCAAGAAUGAUGGGCCUUUGCUCCCACUCCCCAAAAAGGCAACAAGAAUCUUAGUGGCCGGGACUCAUGCUAACAAUAUAGGCAAUCAAUGUGGUGGGUGGACUAUCGCCUGGCAAGGCAAGAGUGGCAACAUCACUACAGGCACCACAAUAUUAGAAGCCGUUAUAAGCGUCGUGGACCCGACCACAGAAGUAGUGUACAACGAGAACCCGGACGCGGAGUUCAUGGGAUCCAACGAAUUCUCAUACGCCAUUGUGGUCGUGGGAGAAUAUCCCUACGCCGAGUACGACGGGGACAGCGCAGACAUGACCAUCCCCGAGCCGGGUCCCGCCACCAUCACCGCCGUGUGUGGCAGCAUCAAGUGCGUGACGGUGCUCGUCUCUGGUCGGCCGCUGGUGGUGGAACCCUAUCUCCCCUUGAUAGAUGCUUUUGCCGCGGCAUGGUUCCCCGGGAGCGAAGUACAAGGAGUGAGUGAUGUCUUGUUUGGCGACUACGAGUUUACCGGGAAGCUUCCGAGGACAUGGUUCAAGACGGUUGAUCAACUCCCUAUGAACGUCAGUGACUCACACUAUGAUCCACUCUUUCCAUUUGGGUUUGGCCUCACGGCGACACAGCCUAUUGCAGAUUCGUGAGUCAUAUAUGUGUGUGUGCGCGCGCGCUAAGGGAACCUAAACAUAAUACGCAUUCAUACGUUCAUGCAUGGGAAGUGUAUCUAGUUGGCGUUAGUUUGGCAGAAGGUGUGCGGUGGAUUGGAACGACAUUUUUUUUUCUCGACAUGUUCCGAAUAUAUUGGAAUGAAUAAGGGUUAGUAUU
Molecule: messenger RNA, 1597 nt
Organism: Cuscuta campestris
Lineage: Eukaryota; Viridiplantae; Streptophyta; Magnoliopsida; Solanales; Convolvulaceae
Source: the annotation of a GenBank genome assembly